AAUAAAAACUCCUUCUUUAUUUCUCUCCCAAACCAUAAAAAAAAAAGAAAAAAGAAAAACAAUUCUCCCCCCUUCGAAUUCCGUACACACCCUCUCUCUCCAGUGAAUUUCAUUGUCAAUAGAGCUCCCUUCAGUCAAGAACACACUCUGUUUAUAGAUAUAGACAACAAGAUUCAAACUUUUUAUUUAUUUAUUUUGUGCUGAUAGUUAGAGAAUAAAUUUUGGAAAGAGAUUGUUUUUCAAUGGCAAACCCAUCCGGGACACAUAAUCAAGAAGGCAAUCAGGGUCCUUCUUCAUUCAAUGGAAGUAAUCCAAAUAAUGGUAAUUUGGGUCAAGACCCUUCUUCUGGUUCAUCUUUGAAGCAUAAUCCUGGUAUAUCAAAUGAUUGGACUGGUGAAGAACAGGCAAUUCUUGAAGAAGGGUUGGCUAAAUAUGCAAUGGAAACAAACGUAGUACGUUAUGCAAAGAUAGCUUUGCAGCUACCAAACAAGACAGUCCGAGAUGUUGCUUUGCGUUGCAGAUGGAUGACUAAAAAGGAAAAUAGCAAGCGAAGGAAGGAAGAUAAUCUAGUACGGAAAAGCAAAGAUAAAAAGGAAAGACAUAAUGAUCCUUCUGCAAAGACUUCUAACUUCAUGGCUACCCGCCCCAAUGUUACUCCAUUUGCAACUCCAAUGAUGCCACUGGACAGUGACGAAGGAAUCUCGUAUGAUGUAAUUGGUGGAGUUACAGGAGAGCUUCUUAAUCAAAAUGCACAGACCCUCCAUCAAAUUUCUGCAAACCUUGCAAGUUAUCAGAUACAAGAGAACCUCAGUCUUCUACGCCAAACUCGUGACAACAUCUGCAAAGUUAUGAAUGAGAUGGAUGAUGUGCCAGAACUCAUGAAGCAGAUGCCACCACUUCCAGUCAAGUUGAAUGAUGAUCUAGCAGACACCAUCCUCCUGCCUCCAAACCUUCCCAGGCAAUAAUUAUCUUCAGUCAGUUCUCAAGAUGCGAUCAAACCUUCUAAUGCAAGCAUCAGUCUGCCUGUAGAAAUAACUGCCGCCAAGCUGACCAUCAAUUUCCAAUCGGAAAUCCGCCCCUAGCUCAGCAUGCUGUUAACUGUAUAAUGGCUUCUAGUUCUUUCUUUCUUUUAACUUUUACCCUCAUUAUAGUUUUUCUUCAAAGUAGUUUGUGCCUUGGGUUUUGCGUAGAAACUUAGGGAAUUAGUAAUAAUAAUAAUGAUUAGUGCUUGAUGAAAAAAAUUUGUGUUUUUUUUUUUUUUUUUUAAAUCUUUUGAUCAGUGUUGUGCCAAGUAUAUAUGAAGGUAAUUACCUUUUGAGAUGACAACUUCAGGGAAGUUUGUGGAGUUUGGUGUGCUGUAUUUAGAUAAGCUUUUGUCACAAGGAAAAACCCUCCCAUCUGUUUUAUUUA
This is a messenger RNA of Populus trichocarpa (black cottonwood), 1410 nucleotides long. RefSeq lists its product as uncharacterized. Lineage: Eukaryota; Viridiplantae; Streptophyta; Magnoliopsida; Malpighiales; Salicaceae. The record is from RefSeq and is a predicted model, not a curated record. The transcript is spliced from 7 exons. Bases 243 to 965 code for a protein of 240 amino acids.